GAUCAGGUCGGCCUCAGGCAGCUAGACCAGUCGGAGCAGCCAGGCCUGGAUUUUCGUGACAUGGUGGCUGUGCAGCUUCGAGCCCAGCAUCAAUCCCUGCUGGUCGUGGGCGUGUACAUGACCACGGCGGUGGGCGCUCGGGGCAACGCUCAGAAGUUAGCCAAUCUCGGGGCGUUGCUGGCGACGAUACAGGGCAUGUGGCUUGUCGUCGGAGAUUGGAAUAUGACGCCGCAGGAGUUGUCCGCAUCAGGGUGGCUCGAGCUAUCGCAGGGGGUCGUCGCGGUGCCGAGCAACACGUCUUACACGUGCACGGCGGGCACGGGGCGCAUGUUGGAUUACCUUGUUAUGUCUGCGUCGGCCCAGCACCUGCUCGCCUCCAUUGAGGCGGACUUUGACACGGUCGAAGAGGCAGGCAAGUCGCACUACGGAUUGGACAUCUCGCUGGAUUUUGAUAUAUCGAGAGCUAUGGCAUGGACCCUUCGGCGUCCUCGGGCUUUUGACCAUCCUGCGCGCCCAAGAAAGCAGCCAGACCCUGACAGCAAGAGGUCUAAGAAGCGGGCAGCUCGCUUGGGACACCAGGAUGCCGAGGCGAACCCAGUCAAGGUGCCCACUCCUGCUGCUUGGGGGGCCAAGCGCAAGCUUUCCAUCAAGAGCCCGCCCGUUCUGCAGUAUGUUCAUCUGGAGUUUGAGGAAGAAGAUUUCUGGACCGACAAUGAAGAAGACGACACUGAGGCCCCGCCUGACGAUGCCCCAACUUUGGAGGAGAUCGAGGAGGUGCCCGAGGUCGAGGACUCCACCAAUGCCAGUUUGCAGCGUGAUUGGACUUGUUUGGCGAAGGAUUUGUUGUGGCACAGUCUAUCGGAGCAGGUGGCACGAAGAUCGGAGCCUCCAGCUUUUGUCGAACAGAGCCUCGGUUUCCAGGCCGACCCUGCUGCUGCCCGUCGUCUUGGCGAGGCUUUCGCUGAGUGGUCGCACACCAUGGAGUUGUACUAUUGUGAGUUGUAUCAGGUGCACCCUCAGGAGCGUCGCCAGUAUAUGGGCAGGGGGAAGCUGCAGGAGCCAGUCAAGCAACCAAUGGAUGGUGGUAAGCCGUGGCCCACUACGUCUGACGCCAGCUCGCGUUGGUGGUCUACUGUUGCCAGCCACCUGAACGAGCUUGCCCACGUCAGAGCUGGGUCAGAAGGCCUGCCUCGAGCGCAGCAUCUAAGAGGACGGCUCUCGGCUUUGGCCUCGUCCAUCCCUGUUUGUCAGAUCGUUCCGCUACCUGAGCGUAGGCGCGCCAGGUGGGUUCGCUCGCUUCGCACUCUGUCGGGCAUCACGAGCGAGUCCUUGGCCAAGUUGGCGGAGGCGGCAAGCAGAGCCGCUCAUCAGGCGCAGCGCGCGGUGGCCAGGCAGCGUCUGCAGGGCUACCGCGACUGGGUCUGCCAGCACGCGAUCAACGGCAUGGGGGUCCUCCACCGCCUCGUGAAGGACCCGAUGGCGGAGGUCAGUGAGAUUCGCUAUGUGGAGGUCACUACUUGCGACGGUGCCUCGCUCAUGGAGGCGAAGCGGGCGGUCUGGGACAAGCUAUGGACGCCGCCGAACUUCAGCAGCACCAACGCCAUGAAGGUGCUCCAGGAGGCUCGCGACCUGGCGAGGGAGGAGGAAUUGCCUCCUCUGACGCUGGACGGCCUCGAGGCGGCAUUGCUCGCAGUCUCGCAGUCCAAGGCGGCAGGCAUCGAUGGUGUUCGCCAACGGGAUGUUUGGUGGCUGCCUGAGGCGGGCCGCCAGCAGCUGCUGGCUCUUUUUCAGCAGAUCGAGUGUGCCGUGGCUUGGCCAUGGCAGUGGCUCACAGCCAUCAUUGUUCUGUUGCGAAAGCCUGAUGUGCGCAAGGACCGCGCCAUCGGCCUUCUCACCUGGCUGGGUCGACUGUGGAGCCGUAUGCGAUCUCGUCCCGCGGAGGUCUGGGCCGAGGCGUAUAUGACAUCCGAUUUCAAACAGUCUGUUGCGGAGUCAAUUGAAGCCCAGUUGUGGGCUGGUGCGUCCAAGUUCCGCAACGGGGGUGGCGCGGAGUCAG
Molecule: messenger RNA, 2056 nt
Organism: Prorocentrum cordatum
Lineage: Eukaryota; Dinophyceae; Prorocentrales; Prorocentraceae
Source: the annotation of a GenBank genome assembly